Lytechinus variegatus (green sea urchin) is the source of this 1589-nucleotide messenger RNA. RefSeq names its product transmembrane protein 181-like. The transcript is spliced from 16 exons. Bases 89 to 1525 code for a protein of 478 amino acids. Lineage: Eukaryota; Metazoa; Echinodermata; Echinoidea; Temnopleuroida; Toxopneustidae. Gene Ontology annotation, molecular function: toxic substance binding. The record is from RefSeq and is a predicted model, not a curated record.
CGUACAUUGCACCUAUGUUUACGUGGUGCCGUGGAAAGAAAAGCUGUGAGUUGUUGUUGGCGUUUUUCGUGAAAUUAAACCUAUCAUCAUGAAAAUUCCAGCGAUUCUAGACUCGUCCGUACAGAUGCGCCUUUAUACCCUAAGCAAGAGGCAGUUUGUCUUAGUCUUCAUAUGUUUCUUCAUGGCUUUCGGCAUCUCAUUAUUAAUUGGCAUUGCAGGUCCUAAUAUACAAGCCUAUGAACUACAGAAAGAGGUUGAAAAUUUACCGAAUGGUCCUUUUGAGUUGACGUCACCUAUCCUGAACAAGUUCAAUAAAUCUUUAUGGCUUACAACAGCAAUAGAAGUUGACGAUACGUCAGCGGAAACUUUUCAGAAACCAUUCAAUGUAAGCAUCAUGCUCCGAGGCGUAGCCCAGGACAGCAGCCAAGAAAAACUCAAUAGUGCCCCUUACAACAGAACAAGAAAACUCAGCUGUGAAAAGGGCUAUUGCACCGAGCUGCUGCUGCUCCAUUUAACAACCUUGAAAUACUCCACUUACAUCGUCACUGUGACUUUCCAGGGAUUAGAAAAGCUCCAUGUUACUGCAAUCAAUUUCUAUUUUCGAACGUAUAAUCCUGCCUUCUCCAAUAUGAUGAUCUGGUUCAGAUUUGUUUUUCUUGUUAUCACCUUUAUAAUAACAUGUAUGUUUGCUCAUUCACUGAGAAAGUUUUCCAUGAGAGACUGGUCGAUAGAACAAAAGUGGCUGUCAGUUUUAUUACCUCUCCUACUCCUGUAUAAUGAUCCCAUCUACCCUCUGACGUUACUGGUGAACAGCUGGAUACCUAUUCUACUUGAUGACAUUUUCCAAGCAACUUUCUUAUGUGCACUUCUCUUAUUUUGGCUGUGUGCUUAUCACGGAAUCAGACAGAGUGAUAGAAAAUGGGUCAAGUUUUACUUGAUCAAGCUAUUAAUAGUUGGUGUGCUAUGGGUUUCAACAUUGGUCCUAACGUCAUGGCAGUUAUACUGCAGUCUCUACGACCCAACCUUCAACUACAAAGUCGAUUCAGGGGACUUCAUCGGUAUGGUGAUAUUCUUCCUAGUUGUUGGAGGGUUUUAUGUUCUCUAUCUGCUCUUCCUGGUUAUUAGAGCCUUCACAGAACUACGCUCGCUUCCAUACAUGAAUCUGAGGUUAAAGGUCAUGACGAUGCUUAUGCUAGUGGUAGUUGUAUCAACGAUAACAAUCACCAUCAUGCGAUAUGGAGUCAACAUUCUAAAUGAAAACUUUGUGACGGAGCUCUCGACGUACUACAAAAACUGUGCUGAGUUCCUGGCCUUCUACAGCCUUCUGAACUGCUAUCUCUUCACCAUGGCAUUUGUGUAUUCACCCUCAAAGAAUGCUCAUAAAGACACAUACUUCAAGGAUAAUCCAACAUUCUCCAUGCUAAAUGAAUCUGAGGAUGAGCUUAUCUAUGGGAGUGACAGUGAAGAUGGUGUACACACGUCACUGACGGGAAACAACAGACACAUGGCUAACGAGGAGGAGUGAAAGAGGUUCUUCCCUACCAUGAAGCGAUACCAUCCAAAGAUUUGAUUCGUCCCUUUCAACAAGA